AUGUCCCUUCAAGUGGCACUUAGAGCAUAUGCCAUGUCUGCUGUACCCCUAGGUACAUCACCAAAUGUCCCAUAACCUAAUUAUACUUAUCAUGAAGCCCAGGAAAGAUUCCUAGUAGUGUUAGUUCAGCUAAAAGCUGUCACAAGUAUAAAGAUGCUAAACUGAAGUACCAUAAUGACCAGCUGUGAGGAGGAGGUUGUGCACAGGGAGAUUUUUAAUGUGCAAGACAGACACCCCCAUUUUCCUGUAACCAAAGCAGCUCUGAGCUAAACUUACUGUUUAAAUUCCAUAGACCAGAUGAAGAGGCUGCUGAUUGGCCAAGAUACUUCUAGAAGUGAAAAGUCUGUUUUAAUCUUUUUUUGUAGAUUGCAACACUAACUCAUUUGUGAACUACAAUUAAAGAUGCAAAAUAAAUACACCUAACAUAGCUGUAUGUUCUUUCCUCUAAAUAACAGAGAGUGACCUGUGCUCUUCCAUCACGUAAUGUGAGGUUGUUUCAGGCCAUGGAUCAAGGACCUCAUUGUAGAAAUUAACUUGUAUUUAUUUGUGGGAAUUUCACCAAAUGAACUAGGAGUCAUAUGAUGUACAUUUGUGGUGGACAAAUAACAGUUGUCACGUAAAUCAUUCUUGCAACUAACAAGUAUUUUAUUUUGUUCUCUUUAGACUCACAGCUGUAUUGUGGCCCAAGUCUAGAUUUUCCGUCAGUUUAUCUGCCUCUGGGAGAGGAAGAACAUGACUUUGUAGUAAACGUUACCGUUCUUGUUACAUCCAACUUUGGGCAUUCAGUCAACACAACUGUGAAAGCUAAGGUGAAGUAUUACUCUUUACUAAAAUGUGACAUCUGUAAAAUAAUUACACUGAUUUGAAGUGGUUAUGGUGCUUGGAUACAAUAUGUGCAGAGUUUCACUAUACAGGUGCAACUUCAACCUCAGCAGUCAUUGGGGCAUCAUUAGCUAGCCUGGAGCAGGAGUUCGAGGCUUGCUAUUGUCAGUUCUGCACAUGUUUGGUGUCUGAUGUAAGCACGCACAGCAUGCUAGUGACAGACAGCCAAUUGGGACACCCCUACUGCCUAUGUCCUCACCUCAAUCCACUGUCCCUGACAUCCACCCUGUUCCAGCACCGUCAAUAGAGGUGGAUCGGGCUGCUGGGAGAUCUUCACCUUAGUGCUGGAACGUAGGUGCAUUUGAGCUAUUUGGGUUAUGGAUCCCCUUGUUAAAAAAAAUAAAUAAAAAAAAUUAAAAGUUGCAGAAAGCACCUAAAUGUACCUAAUCUUGCACUGAGACAACCUCUCUCUGCUGCCUGAUCUAUCCACUUUGAGAACAUGAUUUGUGAUCCAAUGCUUUUCAUAAAAUCAGCCAUUAGAGGCAUGUGUCCCUAACAUUGCCGUAUCUCAGAAAACGCAACUUUGAACAUUAUCCAGAAAAAAGAGACCGCAUCUCUGCAUCAAAACCAAUACAUUAAAAGGACACUCUAAGAACCAUAAUCACAUCAUCUCAGUGAAAUAGUAUGGAUUACCUGUCUACUUUAAACAUGUGAAAUAUCAAAACAUAUCUCUUUUAUACCUUCCAGGUCAAACAUGAUGAGACAAACGCUAACAGACAAAUCCUGGCAUCAUAUGUGGCCGAGAAUUCACGUAACAUUUUGAAAAAGGGACCUACUGGUUCUUCAUUAAUCCAGCUAUAUAAAUCAGUAUCUUCUGUCCUAAAUCAGGAGAUGCCCGCAUUCAGACAAAAUUCGUCAUGGCAAAGAGACAACAAUAAAGAGGUUUGUCCAAUUUGCAGACAGAGAUCGCUAAGUUAUGUUUCUUUGUAGUUUAUUAAUUAUUGGUUUAAAUCUCUUUUUUUUUUUCAAUUUGACAAUUUUUAUUUUGUCAUAUUUAAGAGGGUAGGGGUACAGAAAGUAGAAAAAGGGGGGUGGGGGGGAAAGGUCCCCAUCAAAUUACAGUUAUACAGUAAUGCUUUUCAUUAGAUCGGUCAUUGACAUAACAAUCAUGGUAUUGCACUUGAACAUAAUUCCUUCAUAAUAAACAGGUCUUUGCGUUCAUGAAGUCCUUUAAGGGACAUCUCUGCCGUCAUCUAUUGUUGCGCUAACAUGGUUCCUGCAUCAUGUGGCGAUCCCUUGCCGUAGCGCUUAUACCUGUGUCAGGUUGUGCCGUGUGCAUGUGUAGCGUCUUCCCUCCUGCCUUAGUGGUUCCCCUACCUCUAGGCCGUUAAGAGCUGGUUUAGUGUCCCUUUGAGUGUUCCAGAGAACUUUGCGCCUCUAAGGGUACCCUGUCCCUUGUUCUGUUCCCUGCUCGGGAGCUGUAUGGCCCGUUUCUCUCUUGGGGGGGGGGAGUGGAAGGUUGGCUCGUUCAUUAGUCUGUGUCCCACUGUGCCUGUGAUGACGGGAGUGGUGUGCCCCUGUUGUCUACCUGUCGAAGAGGCAUUCUGGAGGGGGUAACUGGGAUAACAUACUAACUAACUCGUGUGUCUUCGUUGGUUUGGUUUAUGUUGUCUGUUCGGAUCUAUUUUGUCCUGUUCGUUGGCCCCUCGUCAGUUGCUAGGGUCUCUGCCUGCUGUGUACUUGGCCCAGAGUGUUUUCGCUGUGGCGUUUCUUUUACCCACUUUUGUUUGGCUCCACAUUAUUCCUUCAUAAUCUAAGGUUGUCGUAACCAUUGAUACUACCUCUGCUGGGGGUGGGAUUUUUGGGGUUUUCCAUUGUUUUGCUAGUGAGGUGGAGGCUGACGUUAGUAUUAGAAAUAUUAGUUUGGUGAUGCAUUGUGGCGUGCCUUUAGGUAGAAGUUGGAGUAGGAAUGUUUCUGCAUUGUGGUCUAGUAUGCACCCUGUGACCCCUUGAAUUAGUGCUGCUAUUUGUUUCCAGUAUGGCUGGACUAGUGCGCAUGUCCACCAGAUGUGGAGCAUAGUCCCUUCCUGUGUCUUGCAUCUCCAGCAUCUGUCACUUAUGUCUGGGUAUAUUUUCUUGAGCCGUGAAGGCACCAUGUACCAUUUAUAUAUUAAUUUGCGCGAGGUCUCGAUGUGGGAAGCACAGGUUGUGAGUCCCUUGUGGUUUGUGUGGAUGCAUUGCCAGUCGUCUUGUGUGAGAGACCUGCCUAUGUCCCUAUGCCAUUCUGUCUGGUAUCUCCACUCCGUCUCGGUUUCACUCUCAGUGAUUGACUUAUAGCACACAGACAGCGUCUUUUUAGUUGGGAUUUGGUGUAUGCACAUCUUUUCGAAAGUGGUUAGGGUGGUGGGGUGUGCAGGUGGGGGGCUUUGUCUUGUGGCUUUGCCUAUUAGUGCUUUCAUCUGCCAGUAUGAGAACGUGAGCUGUGGAGGUAUGUUGUAUGUGGCUAGUAUUUCUGGCAACUGGUGUAGUCCCUGCGGGGAGCUUAUCUGGUGCAAGUGUGUGAUACUGGAGGCCUUCCAUGUUCUGUAUGGGAAUGUGCUAUUGUAGAGAUUUAUUGAGUGUAGUGGCGUUGCCAUAGACCAUGGUUCUGCGGAGCAUAGUUUGGACCUUUGACUGUCCCAUAUGCGGUACAGAAGUUUAGUGGUGGGUAGGGCGUUUGGCGGUGUGCGGCGCAGUUGUUUGGGUAUCCACAGGGCCGCAGGGAGAUCCGUGACCCCGCUACAACUAGCCUCUAUCUCUAUCCAUUGGGGGGUGUAUGUAGUGGAGUGCAUGGCAAUAAUGUUGGCCGUUUGUGCAGCCUGGUGGUACGCCUUAAGAUUCGGGAGGCCCAGGCCUCCGUCGUCUAUUGGCUUCAUGAGCAACGUUCUUGGGACCCUGGGGUGUCUUCCUCCCCAGCUAAAUUUAAUCAGGCUAGAUUGGAGUCUGUGUAGAAAUGACUGCGGUAAGGGUAUUUGUAAAGAGCGGAGCGGUUUAAAUCUCUUUUAUAUUACUUUAUGGAAGUCAUGUAAACAGCAAUGUUAAACUGCUGUCUAAUAUUUUAAAGCGUGUUUUUUCACACCUCUUGCAGAGUUCCGGGCUCCUUGCUUUGUGUUUUCUCUGUGUACAUCUGCAGCUGCUGUUUGCUGCUUCUUGGUAUAUUCUCGGUAUUUUGUAAUCAUUGUGAUAUAAUAAUGCAUGUACAAGCGAUGGUGAUGUUCAUAAAUAAGGAUCUCCUAAAAAUAAAGAAAAUCAGAAGCAGCAAUCAUCAGAUGAAGAUAUUUCAUUAAAAAGAGCUCUGGUACACACCUCUAUGAAGGAUAAAAAGGAUGCUUUUAAAACCGUGGCCAGCAAAAUAAUAAAAUAAUUGGGGGACAGAUAAUUGUUCACCACCCUGCCAGGGACGUAUUAGCCACGAGGCAAACAAGGCAUUUGCCUUGGGUGGCAUUUUCCAGGGGGCGGCAAAAAAAGCCACCCCCAAAUGCCCAGGGCAAAUGUCUUGUUAGUCUUGUGGCGGCACUGGCGAGGGAGCACUUUCCCCUGAGCUCUCUGCUCAGCUCCCUUGCGCGCCGCAGAGUGAUGCCGGGAGCCGGAAUAUGAUGUCAUAUUCUGGCUCCCGGCAUCACUCUGCGGUGCACAAGGGAGCUGAGCAGAGAGCUUACUAAGCAGUGCUCCCUCGCCAGUGCCGCCCGCCCAGCAGCCCAGCAGCCCAGCAGCGCAGCAGCCACUGGACCCCAGGGAAAGGGAGAACCAACCCCCCCCCCAGCAUUCCCAAAGGUAAGGAGGCUGGGGUGGUUGAAUAAAAAAAAAAAAAAUGUGAGUGUGUUAAUGUAUGUUAGUGUGUGUUGGUGUGUGUGUGUCUGUUAGUGAGUGUGUGUGUCUGUUAGUGUGUGUGUUAGUGUAAGUUAGUGUGUGUGUUAGUGAGUUUGUGUGUCUGUUAGUGUGUGUGUGUUUGUGUGUGUGCGUUUGUGUGUGUGUUAGUGAGUGAGUGUGUGUCUGUUAGUGUGUGUGUGUUAGUGUGUGUUAGUGUGUUUGUGUCUGUGUUAGUGUGUGUGUCUGUGUGGGAGUGUGUGUCUGUUAGGGAGUGUGUCUGUUAGGGAGUGUUUUUCUAUGUAUGUGUCUGUUAGUGAGAGUGUAUUCGUGCCUGUUAGUGAAUGUGUGUGUCUGCCAGUGACUGUAUGUGUCUGUUAGUGAGUGUGUAUGUCUGUUAGCUAGUGUAUGCGUGUCUGUCAGUGAAUGUGUGUGUGUGUAUUUAGAAGGCAGGGCAUGGGUGAAGGGUGGGGUGGCACAAGGGGGAGGGGAUGCCUGAGUUUUGUCGUGUCUAGGGCAGCACAAAACCAGGAUACACCAUUGCACCCUGCCCCCACCUAUGGUCAGUGGGUGGGGGAGGGCUAGUGUCCUAUACAUGGGUGGCGGGUGGGGACUAUUAUCUUAAUAACCAGGGAGUACCUAAUGUCCACCCAUGAGUGGAGACUUAUUUAAUAAUCAAUGCUACUGUACACCCUCUCCCAGCCCUGGGAAUCGGGCGGGGGUAUUAAAUGUGAGAAGGGGGAUGGACAUGCAAUUGUCCACCCCCUAAAGUUAGGGCCAAUUCUCUUUCUCACCUGAUUGGAAAAGGGUUCCCUAAGCUAUUAGCCACCCCAAAUAAAAAUUGUUCCACUUAAACCCUUCACUCUAAUAAUAGUGAGGACAGGCAAUACAUUUAAUACAUGUAAGAGAAAAAAGUAUACUUGCCUUUAGAAGUAUUCUUUUCUUUAGCCACCAUGAAAAGGCCCAAAAAAGAUGGCUUGCCAUUGGGUCAUUACCCGCCAUGGUUGCUAUGUUUAUAGCCUCCUCCUGCCAUCUUACCCUGCCAUUUAAUGAGUAGCCUCCAACUGAGAACCAUGCCUCACCCACUGGCCAUGGUUGAAGACAGGUAGGUGGACAGUGAUCUAUCCACCACCCAUUUUGUCAUUUAAAGUCCACAUUUGAUGCCCAUGGGUGGUGGCACAGGGUUCCAAGUCCCCCUUGUUAUUUUAAAAUCCAGACCCAGAUUUGAAACACCCGGGCCCAGAUUUCAGCUAUCCGGCAGCUUUGGUUCGGCUUAAAUCUGAACCAAAUUCAGGCUUGUUCAGUACCUGCAUUGCAAAAUCCAGACCUUGUUAAAUGUCCCGUACAACAACGGGUGGUUUUGCCCCAUUCCGUAUGGUACAACGUGGACUUUAGUGAAAAAUCCUGUAAGUGUUAUCGGGUAUCACAUAAUGGUAUAGAACUUGUGCAGGAAACCUCCCAGAAUUAUUUAUGGCAUUAUAUUACAGGUGUAUAUCACCCCGCGGUCCCACCAUCCCACUGAAAAAAUACUUUUCAUUACCUUCUAUACUAGUAAAUGUCUUCCAGGCAUGUUCCCUUGCAUUCAGUAGAGUAAUGCAACCACAUAGAACAGUCAUAGAGUAUAUCAUUUAAUUAUGCCUAAAAACAUUUUUCAUGUUGUAGAAAAUGUCCAUGGGCUUUGGAUCUGGAUGAGAUAUUUUUGUUUUGUUUCGUAUUUAUUUUUAUGACAGAAAAAAUCAUUAUGCAAUAUGCGUAAACACGUAGUGUGUGUGUGAUACCCUUUUAUACAGCAGGGCUUAGCAUGUGGGUAUCAUCACUUCACUAGAUAAACAGAAUUUUAAAAAAAAUCGUUAAAUCAAAUAACAGAGGUCAAAGUUUUCACUCACACAACUUGACAAACACCCUGUUGUGUUUCCACACCACACGGGUACAUUGCCUUGUACUCGUGAUUUAAUAGAAUAAAAAUUAAUUUUGGAUAUCUUACCCAGUGUGUCGAGAUUCUAUAUAUUGAAUUUAUACUCGAACGGAUCAUUUCCAUAAGUCCUGAUGGAAAGGUCCUGUAGUGUAGAGGUUUCUUUCUAAAACAAGCAGGUUCAUAGCUUACAUUUAUACUGUGCUUAUCAACUGAAUAUUAUAGUCACAAUCAUAACAAUUCAUCAGAGAUAAAUUUUGAAGAGUACCCCCAUUACACUAAUCAAGAAGAUGGGCUAGUUCUAAAUAAUUGGCCAAGAGAGACAUUUAACUCAAAGUUGCAGCAAGAACAUCUUCUUAAAUCACUGUAACUCCUUUGUUUCUUUAGUUACGAGAGAUAAUGCUGACAACUCUGUCUGCUGUAAAUGUCACAUCUCUGCAAACCGCUCUUGAAAUGUCUGAGGUGCUGAAGGACCUUACUUGGAGGAGUGAAGAGCUCUCUGCAUCAGCUCAGGUGAGGACAAUAUCCAUAGAGUCAUACUCUGAAUUUCAGACAUGGUGUUGCCAUGUAUAACAAAGGGUAUGGAUGAACGAGAAGACACUGUGGUGGCCGAUAUCACCCUUAUACGCACCUUAUCAUGUCCACGCACAUUUCCCGUAUAAAUCUGUUUACAUCAUGUGUGUACUCAAAUUCACAUUUUUGUGUCUGGCUAUAUGUGUGUAAUAUGUAUGUAUGUGAAUAUGUAUGAUUGUGAAUUGUGACUACCUAUGUGUUAUGUUGAUAACUUCAAGGUCUAUUCCCAUCACUAAAGCCCCAUAAGCUAAUAAUCACCAAUAGGUGUUGAAUGACUCUCUCUGGAUCUGCUGCUAUAUUUUCUUGGACAAUAGACUGCUGAUGAUUUAGAAGGCCUGGUAGAUGCUGGAUCUGGACUAUGGACCAGUAUUGAUGGACUUACUCUCUACUUAAACUCUCAGAACCAAAAAGAAGGAAGGGGAAUCUGA
Molecule: messenger RNA, 7581 nt
Organism: Pelobates cultripes (western spadefoot toad)
Lineage: Eukaryota; Metazoa; Chordata; Amphibia; Anura; Pelobatidae
Source: the annotation of a GenBank genome assembly